GCCACGCCGUCAGCUACUUGUGCUACUGACACCAAGAGCGAGACAAGAGAGGCUGAGGGAUGGAGACACAGUAGUGGCGGUGCCGCACAGAGCAGCUCAGGCACAACACACCGCGGCGCAGCUCGUGUAUGAAUGUGGCGCGACACAAAAGAGAGAGAGAGAGCGGCAUCUUUGCGCACAAGUCAGACGGAUAUUUUUGUGCCGGGAGCGUCGCCGCGACUCGACAGUGAUGUCUGUGUGCAGAAUUUUGUUUAGUGAGAAAAUACGGAUUAAUCUGAGGCUGUGAAUUCCUCGGAGAUAUUACAGCUGUGUGGACAGAUUGGGAAGCCAGGCAGGUGCAAAUCGGAUUCCAUACAUUUGUGAUUGAAUGUGAGACUACUUUGACCCUACAAAAUUGAAGAUGAUGUUGCUAUGGAAACUGCUGGUGCUGCAGUCACUUAUGGGGUGCCUUGCAGAGAGCAGUGUCCUGCAGAGUCCUGUCUUCACCAAGCAGCCCGGCAGCAUCGUGUAUCCUGUGGAAACCCUGGAGAGGAACAGGGAGGUGGUGUUCAGCUGCGAAGCCAAGGGAAGCCCACCCCCCAUCUACCGGUGGAAACUGAAUGGCACGGAAAUCAGUCCCAAAUCUGGAUCUCACUACAGCCUUUCUGGCGGCAAUCUUAGAAUCAGCCAUCUGAACAAAGACCAAGAUGCUGGAACGUAUCAAUGCCUCGCCUCCAACUCUUUCGGGACCAUUGUCAGCCGAGAGGCCAGUCUAACCUUUGCAUACUUGGAAAACUUCAAGACUCACAGAAGAGGCUCUGUAUCCGUCCGUGAAGGUCAAGGAGUGGUUCUGCUGUGCGGCCCUCCACCACAUUCUGGAGAUCUUGUAUUUUCCUGGAUCUUUAAUGAAUACCCAACGUUUGUGAAGCAGGACACUCGUCGCUUCAUCUCACAGGAGACAGGGAAUCUGUACAUCGCCAAAGUGGAGCCCUCAGAUGUCGGCAACUACACCUGCGUGGUGACCAACACCGUCACAAAGACCCGAGUCCAGGGUCCACCCGCUCCACUGGUGCUCCGCAGUGAUGGUGUGAUGGGUGAAUAUGAGCCAAAGAUUGAAGUUCAGUUUCCAGAGGUUGUUCAUGUUGCCAAAGGAUCCACUGUAAAGCUGGAAUGCUUCGCCCUGGGAAACCCAGUACCCUCUAUAACCUGGAGGAAAGUGGACGGCGUACCCUUCCCCAGGAAAGUGGACAUGAGGAAAGCCAGCGGUGUCCUGGAAAUCCCAUAUUUCCAGCAGGAGGACGCCGGCAUGUACGAGUGUGUGGCUGAGAACUCGAGGGGAAUGAACACCGUGAAAGGAAAGCUCUCGUUCUACGCCCCUCCUCACCUCAUUGAGAAACCCCAAGAUGUGCAGAAGCUCAUUGACGACUCGCUGGUGUGGGAGUGUAAAGCCACAGGGAAGCCGAAGCCGUCUUACAGGUGGAUGAAAAAUGGAGAGAACCUGGAGUCUGCUGAGGAGCGCGUACAGGUUGCCAAUGGGGCGUUGUCAAUCAGUCGCCUGACCCUGGCCGACAUGGGAAUGUACCAGUGUGUGGCCGGGAAUAAGCAUGGCGAGGUCUACUCCAACGCAGAGCUGCGAGUUAUAGCUGUUGCCCCAGAUUUCUCUCACAAUCAACUGAGGAGCCAGACGCUGGUGAAGGUGGGAGGAGAUGUGCUCAUCGAGUGCAAGCCCAAGAUGUCUCCUUGGGGUGUGAUCUCUUGGCGGAAGGGCAGCGAACCACUCCGAGAAAGUAACAGGGUCUCGAUUCUCAACAACGGGAACCUUCGGAUAUGGAAUGCAACCAAAUCCGACGCAGGUCUCUACACCUGUGUGGCAAGAAACCAGUUCGGCGUGGCGAGCAGCACAGGAAGCGUCACAGUUAAAGAGCCGACCAUCAUCACCACCCUGCCGUCCACGCUGGACGUCACUGUGGGGGAGAGUGUGGUCCUGCCCUGUCAAGUGAGCCAUGACCCAUCUCUGGAGCUCAAGUUCACCUGGUUCUUCAACGAGCAGCUCAUCCACUUCGGGAGCCACGGGGGAUUUUUUGAAAAAGUGGGGGGUCAGCAUUCGGCAGGAGACAUUAUGAUUCGAAACAUCCAGCUGAGGCAUGCUGGGAAGUACACGUGCGCCGUGCAAACGAAGGUGGACAGCAUUUCCAUCGCUGUUGACUUGGUCGUCAGAGGUCCCCCGGGGCCCCCCACCAGCAUCCAUGUAGAAGAAAUCACUGAUACCACAGCCUCUCUGUCCUGGAGGCCUGGUCCUGAUAAUCACAGUCCAAUUACAGCAUAUACCAUCCAGGCCAGGACACCAUUUUCCCUCGGGUGGCAGGCUGUCACCACAGUUCCUGACGUGGUGGGGGGCCACCGGCUGACAGCUACAGUAAUAGACCUGAGCCCUUGGGUGGAAUAUGAGUUUCGAGUCCUGGCAAGCAACACCAUCGGGACCGGCGAGCCCAGCAAGCCAUCCAAACAAGCAAGGACAAAGGGGACCUCUCCGAAGGUCACACCAGCUAAUGUGAGUGGAGGCGGUGGCAGUCGUUCAGAAUUAGUCAUCACAUGGGAGCCUGUUCCAGAGGAGCUGCAGAAUGGGCCGGGUUUCGGCUACGUCGUGGCUUUUCGACCCCGCGGUGCCACAGGGUGGAUGCAGGCUGCCGUGCCAUCCGCCGAGACGUCCAGAUACGUCUUUAAAAAUGAGAGCAUCCAGCCUUUCUCGCCUUUCCACGUGAAGGUCGGAGUUUACAACAAUGAGGGGGAAGGGCCGUUUGGACCUGUUACUACUAUCUACUCUGCUGAGGAAGAGCCUGGCCGAGCGCCCACCAGGGUUCGUGCCAAGAGCCUCUCUGCAUCCGAGAUUGAAGUUUCAUGGAAAGCUCUGCCCUGGAAUGCCAGCAAGAAGAGAGUGCUGGGCUAUGAGCUGAGGUACUGGAGUAGAAGUGAAAGGGAAGACACAGCCAGCGUGCAAAGGACUGUGGGAAAUCAAACAUCUACUAUUAUCCAUGGGGUGAAAGGCAGCACCACAUAUUACAUCUCAGUGAGGGCGUAUAACACUGCAGGGACAGGGCCUCCCAGCACCACUGUCAAUGUUACCACCAAGAAACCACCACCCAGUCAGCCACCAGUUAAAGUGAUGUGGAACACAUCAAACUCCAAGAUUAUACUGAACUGGGAGCAGGUCAAAGCCCUGGAGAAUGAGUCAGAGGUCACCGGUUAUAAAGUGCUCUACAAGAAGAACCGACACAGCCGCCCCAAUGUCAUGGAAACCAACACCACCUCUGUGGAGCUCGCGCUGCCCACUGAUGAGGAUUAUAUUAUCCAGAUAAAGCCAUUUGGAGAGGGAGGGGAAGGCAGCAGUAGCAGACAGAUCACCAUCCCAAGGAUACCAGGCCCCAACGCAGUUGGCUCAGCAUCCAAGGUCUCAACUCUAUCAGCACUCAGUACAAUAGCACUGUCUUUCACAGCGCGGACAUCUUUAUGACAAACAGCUCUCAGCAGACAUUGCAUCUGAUGCGGAGACAGCUCUAUGGUGGAACGCAAACACAGCCCACUCUGGUGUAACUAGAUCCAUUCAUUUAGAUUUUAGAGGCAGAAGGAAGAAGCUGACAAAAAAAGCUGACAAAAAAAUAAAAAAUAUGCCAUUGAGAUAUCAGGGAAGGAGUCCCCUUCAGCACCCAGGCUAAGAAAAGGAGAUUGACCGAUGUCGUGACUAUGUUGUUACCAAAGCAGCUUUCAUAAGAAAAAAAGUAAAGAGAAAAAUGUCUUAUAUGCAUCUUUUUGUAUGACAUGUUGAGCUUUUAUAGAUUUUGUUUUCUUAAUAAAUUGAAAGUCAGUCUGGGCUUAUUGGGGUACAAUUAGGUGCAUGGCAAAUAAAAUCAUCAAAUUUUCCAGUCUGGAGGUUUAAGAAUGUGAUUUGACAGCGUACCUUUUGUCUUCUUAAAUAAGUUAAGACUUGGGCUGUAAAAGACCAGAGAAGUUUCUUUUUCUUACAGUGGAUGAAUUAUUAUCUGUUACCCGUUGCAUCUUCACAUUUCUGUUUGUGCAAUAUUUCAACAAUAUUUCACACAAAAGACUGCAUCGACAUGUUGAGUGUUUUUCAUUAUUGGUCAUCUGAUGUGAAGAGAGGAUUAGCAUCGAAAAUCAUGUCUCUAGACAGCACAUGCUAAUGCCUUAUGAUACUAGUAAAGUGUUAAAGGAGCUAUUUGUAAGUUUUGCGAGUGUUAGCAUUAACAACUGUUUUCUUAACAGGCUAGAAGGAACAU
This is a messenger RNA of Seriola dumerili (greater amberjack), 4271 nucleotides long. RefSeq names its product contactin-4-like (gene cntn4). The record is from RefSeq and is a predicted model, not a curated record. Gene Ontology annotation, biological process: cell-cell adhesion; brain development. Gene Ontology annotation, molecular function: cell-cell adhesion mediator activity. The transcript is spliced from 23 exons. NCBI's taxonomy places the organism in Eukaryota, Metazoa, Chordata, Actinopteri, Carangiformes, Carangidae. Bases 401 to 3490 code for a protein of 1029 amino acids.